This is a messenger RNA of Symbiodinium sp. CCMP2592, 2187 nucleotides long. Lineage: Eukaryota; Dinophyceae; Suessiales; Symbiodiniaceae. The record is from the annotation of a GenBank genome assembly.
AUGGCGCUGGCACUGCAGAGUGUUCCGCGGCGUUCUAGCCGGGACGGUCCUGUAGACGGAGAGGCUGAUGUUGCCAAACCCAGCUUUCGACGACCGCGACAUGCGUUCGGGAACAGGCACUUGCUGGCCUUUCGAAAGAAUCAAUUCUCAGAGUUGGUUGAGAGGACCGUCGAUGCACUGAAGAGCAACCUAGUUGAGGCGUCUUUGCAGGACGUGCAGAAUGUGCUGGCCAAGAUCCGAAGGCAGUUCGACGAGGUCCGCUGCGAAGCCGACAGGAAGGAAGCCGAGUUGGUCAGCCUCCGGCAAGAGAUUCGUUUCUGGGAAUCGGAGGCGAAGCCUCCCGAGGAGCAGGAUCACUACAACGGAUUUGUUAGGAAGUCAGUGGUGGAGAAACUUGGCCAGGCCUGCACUGAGCUGGACCAAGCUCUCGAGACGCAAAAAGUCUACCAGCACAUGGUUGAGAGAUUGCUGCGGGAGCAGCGAAUCCUGCAACAGAAGGUGCUCAUGAUGGAGAACUAUCUGGACCGGAAGACACGAGAGGUUGAAGCCAAACAGCACUUCAGCCGCCGCAUCAAUGAAGACAAGGUGGAACAGAUAGUCAAGCUAGAGAUGCUUGAGCAGGACAUGGAUUUGGAACGCACAGUGCGCACAGCCGCGAUGAGCGACCUGUCGGCAGCCGUUGAAAGGCGCCGUCACGACGUCAACGAGGCUGAGUACUUCGAAACCUGGCGAUAUGAAGCUGCACUCGAGGCAGCAACGGAAGCCUUUGAGGCAACGGCUGGACGAUACAGGAAGAUCUACGCCAUCGAAAAGCUCACAGGCAAUUGCUUGCAGCGUCUUACUUUCGAUCAAGCAGAACAAAGCCAGGCAACCGAGGACGGAUUUCAACGGAUCCGAGAAGUGACUGGCUUGACCGACGUUAUGGAGAUCGUGCAGAAAUUCCUGCACCGGGAAGAUGAGCACGAGCAGCUGAAAAGUACUGUCAGAGAAGCGGAAACCCGGCUCCACCAAUUGCGUGAGGAGGAGGCGAGUCGCCCCUGCGAAGAUGCCCUGAUCGAUGCCAAGCCCGAGACUCGAGGACUUGGAGUAGAAGUGACCGAGUUUGAGCAGAUGCUGGAAGAUGUCAGACAAGAUCACUCCGACGUGCAGGAACAGCUGAAGCAAAGCACCCUGCUUGUCGACAGCCUCAAGCGCUGGUCAAACCGACUUGCGAAGUCCCUGGCACCCAUCCAGGAAAUCAAAGCAGUGCAGGCUGAGUCUGAGCUUCCGCGCUUCUUCAAUCACCUCGUGCAGGUGGUGCACGAGUUCUUGGAUCGGGCCCACGCGGAGAUGCCCGAUGCCAGGCUCGUGAAGAUCACCAGCGAAGCCACCCACAAGGACUUCAGCGAUCAGGGCAAGUUGCUGCACGACAAGGAUUUCCUGCGGUCCAACUGCCGCGUCGCCACUGCAGAACCGGUCAAAGACGACAGGCAAAAGAAGAAGGAUGAGGAAAGAGAUCAGGAGGAGGAAAAGAGAGGAGUCAUCGAGUUUGCGACGGACAGGGAGCGCGUCAAAAAGGAGGCUGCGGACAGAGACCAGCGUUUCCCGCGAGCGAAGGUGGUCGGUGGCGAGGGGUCGAGCUCGAAACUGAGAGCCACAUGCGACGAGUCCGCUGUGAGAAAGAUCGUCUUCUCGCAGCUUGUCCAUGUCAAUGUGCAUGAAGUAGACACCAACCGACGGGCUUGCACUGAGCUGCUCGCCAUGGCCGGUGCGGGGCAACUUCAGACCACACCCGGCCAGCAAGGCCAGCAGAAGGAUCGCCGACGUCCUGAUCGAGAGAAAUAUCGGGAAGCAGCGGCCAAUAGGCAAGUGCGAUUGCAUGAAGCUGCCUGGGAUGAGUGUAUACGCCGAGAGAAGCUAGCAGCCGCAGAAGCUGCUCGAGCCCAAAAGGCCACUGGGCAAGGCGAUUGCUAUGAGUUCAGCGUUCAGUACGCCACUUCCUUCGGUCAGGAGCUCUAUAUGGUGGGCUCCUGUGAAGAGUUGGGCAGCUGGACUUUGUCUCGAAAGGUCCACAUGGCAUGGACGGACGGCAACAUCUGGCGAGCAAAGUUGAAGAUUCCUUUGGAGCGUGGAGUCAUCGAGUACAAGUACAUCGUCGCACAGGAGGACAAUUGCGAGUUGCUUCGCGGCAUUGAGAGGGUAGCGUAG